ACCUCAGAGCAACAGGUUGGGUUCUACAAUAAGUUCAUCAGGCACACCCUACGGCAAGAGUACCACCACUCACGUGACUUGUAUCUACGGCAACGCUACCACUGUCUACUACCACUAAUAUUACAGGAACUCUACCACCGUCUACUUCUACUUCUACAGGAACUCUACCAAACCGUCUACUGCUACUUCUACAGCAACGCUACCACCGCAUAUCACGGUCGCAAUGCAAAAAUCUGUUACUCUCCUGGCAAUGGCCCAUAAGCGAAGCUGGACUCCAAUGACAGACAAAAGCAACAAUACAGAAGGUGUGACAACAGUGAACGAUAAGCUGGCGGUUGGCACUACAAACCUUGGAGUCUUAAAUCGAGGACUGGUGACUGGUGACGAAGAUCCUGGUGAUGGAGGAGGAGAAGAAGAAGGAAGAGGUCGUUCAGGAGAGGACAGUGAAGGAGUAGCACUAGAAGAUACUGUAAAAACAACACUAGUCAGUAUUAUAGCCACACCACCUGAAUAUUCUGUGGCUACGAGUAAUUAUGAUGAAGACCCUGAAGAGAAAGAUACAGAGUGUUGGGGACAGCGUCACACCCUGGCACUUUUAGGCUUCCUCAGCAAUGCUAUAUCCUACUCCCAUCGAACAGUGAUAUCUAUAGCUAUCGUGGCUAUGGCUGGCAGGAAGGGCACCAGCGAGGUCAACCAUACGAUUACGGCUCGUCCUGACACCUGUCCACUACCAGCGGGAUGGAACGAAACACACAUAACGCAAAUUGAAGGCGAGUUUGACUGGGACGAGCAGACACAAGGAAUGAUGAUAGGCUACUUCUUCUGGGGCUACGCCACCUCCAACGUGCUGGGAGGGCGACUUGCGGAGGUCCUUGGUGGUCGCUUAGUACUCGGGAUCGGUAUAAUAUUAACAUCAUUCUUCACUAUCCUCUGCCCAUUUUGUGCCUACACUUCCAAGGGAAUAUUCAUAGCUGUUCGAGUCAUUAUGGGCAUCUCUCAGGGCAUGACCUACUCAGCCAUGGGUACUAUGUUGGUAGCAUGGGUCUCACCGAAGGAAAGAGGCACAUUUCUCUCUAUCGUCCUGUCAGGGAUGCAGCUCGGCAUCUUGGCAUCCUUGGCUUUAGGUGGGCUCCUGAUCGAGUCUGGGUUUCUGGGUGGGUGGCCGUCUACGUUCUAUGUGUUCGGUGCUAUUGGACUGGUGUGGAGUAUUCCCUGGUUCAUACUAGUGAGGGAUCGUCCCGAAGAGCAUCCCAAUAUAUCUAGGAGCGAGUUACGGUAUAUUAAGACACACACAAGUUCUAUCAAGACCACUGGGGUAGUGAAAGUCCCGUGGGUGAAGAUCAUGACCUCACCAGCUGCAUGGGCGACAAACGUGGCUAACAUGGGCAGUAGUUACACCAUGCUAACUAUGGUGGCUGGUAUACCUUCCUACCUCAGUGACGUCGAACACAUGGAUGUGGAAAAUAAUGGAUUGUUGUCAUCCCUGCCGUAUGUGGCUAUGGUAAUUUGCACUUUCUGUUGGGCAGCAUUCACUGAUCGUCUCUUGAAGGCUGAUGUCGUCUCAACUCUUACUGUUAGGAGGCUUUCCACAAUGCUUGGCUCAUAUGUUCCUUCAGCAUCGAUGAUAAGUCUGUGCUUCGUGAGAUGUAACCCGGUCUUAACUAUGGUGGUCCUGUGCAUCAGUAUUGGGUGUAUGGGACCGGCGUUCUGUGGCUUCCAUGCCUCCAGUCAAGACAUCGCCCCUAACCUGACUGGCACGCUCAUGGGUGUGGCUAACACCAUGGGUUCUGUGAUGGCCUUUGUGGGUCCUGCUGUGUUGGGCACCAUUAUUGAAGGCAAUCCUACCAUCAAGUCCUGGAGGAUAGUGUUCAUAAUCACAUCAGUUGUCUCCUUCACUUGUGGGACUUUCUACCUCAUCUUCGUCAAAGCCGAACCACAGCCCUGGAACUAUCCCGAACCUAAAAUUUCUCAAAUGGAAGCAAGGAAUAAUAUAGAGGAGGAUGAACCUGACCAGCGCACACACACCAACAACCAACCGACUCCUGAUCCAACACUGUAGCUCCUGUCCUUAUACACUAACUGGUGCCUUUUGUGAGACUUGGUAACACUGUGCACGAAGGCUUAUCUUGUACAAUAACCUUAUUUUGGCUACUAUUGUGAGGUUUCUUAAGGGAGUUUUAAUACUUUGUGAGGUUACUUAGGGCCAUUCUGGUAGUUUUAAUACAAUGUAAACAAACACAGGUGUCACAUCUCACCAGACACUGUACCAGCUAUAAGUACAGGUGACUGUACGUAGCUAUAUGCACCCUCUCCUCGGUACCACCAUCACUACAACUUACCCACAUCUUUACUCUUUCCUCAUCUCGUUUUCUACAUCAUUGUCCCCUUGUGAUCUUCUCCCCAGAAAUAAUUAGUUCCCCCCCCCCCUGUUACCUGUUACAGCUUCUGGUAUUUGUUAUGGAAAUUAGUGUUAGUCCUUUGUGUACUCUAAUUAGUCCAGUCACAGCCAUCACAGUCUCAUGUUCAAUUGUUGAUAGAUUUAAGCGUAAUUACUAACUUGUUUCGUGAGUGAAGACUUUAAUUGUUGAAGGGCAAGAAUAGUAUAAUAAAGUCAACAACCUCUUAACGAGUGACAACAGCAGCAGUAAGAUCUCUCACAGAGGAAUCCUC
Homarus americanus (American lobster) is the source of this 2670-nucleotide messenger RNA. RefSeq names its product sialin-like. NCBI's taxonomy places the organism in Eukaryota, Metazoa, Arthropoda, Malacostraca, Decapoda, Nephropidae. Bases 224 to 2059 code for a protein of 611 amino acids. Gene Ontology annotation, biological process: transmembrane transport; monoatomic anion transport. Gene Ontology annotation, molecular function: transmembrane transporter activity. The record is from RefSeq and is a predicted model, not a curated record. The transcript is spliced from 10 exons.